Ilex paraguariensis (yerba mate) is the source of this 1811-nucleotide messenger RNA. Lineage: Eukaryota; Viridiplantae; Streptophyta; Magnoliopsida; Aquifoliales; Aquifoliaceae. The record is from the annotation of a GenBank genome assembly.
UUAUCUUCUCUCUCUCUCUCUUCAAGGUUUGGGAUCCAUCCGAAGCUCUUCAGUUCCUGAAGCUAUACAAUUUGUCAUUGACAGCCAAGUGUCUGGGAAUGCAGAAAGAUGUGCUUGGACGCUGAUUUUUCCUUCUUCAAAGCCUGUGAGAUUGUACAUCAAUUGAGGGUGCCCCAACUUGUUCUUGAUAAUGUUGGACACCCAGAUCCGAGCACAUUUAAUAUUUGUACUCAGAUGCACAAUGAAGCCACAAGGUAUAAUCUAGCUGGUAAUGUCUUGAUGCCAAGAUAUGAUUUUGGGAGAUUAUUAGGCCAAGGAAACUUUGCUAAGGUUUACUAUGGGAGAAAUCUCAAAUCUGGCCAGAGUGUGGCCAUAAAGGUAAUUGACAAAGAGAAGGUUCUGAAGGUUGGGCUGAUCAAUCAGACCAAGCGAGAGAUUUGUGUCAUGGGAAUGGUAAAGCACCCAAAUGUGGUGCAGCUUUACGAGGUUAUGGCCACCAAAACCAAGAUUUACUUUGUCAUGGAAUAUGCCAAAGGUGGUGAGCUCUUUAACAAGGUGGCCAAGGGAAGGCUCAGGGAAGAUGUCGCUCGGAAGUAUUUCCAACAAUUGAUUUGUGCUGUCGAUUUUUGCCACAGCAGGGGUGUUUAUCACCGGGAUUUGAAACCAGAAAACCUGCUGCUGGAUGACAAUGGAAAUCUGAAGGUAUCAGAUUUUGGAUUGAGUGCACUUUCUGAGUCUAAGCACCAAGACGGGUUACUCCACACAACAUGUGGGACCCCGGCCUAUGUUGCUCCUGAAGUGAUAAACAGAAAAGGCUAUGAUGGGCCCAAAGCUGAUAUCUGGUCUUGUGGGGUGAUCUUAUUUGUUCUACUGGCUGGUUACCUCCCAUUCCAUAAUUCAAAUCUUAUAGAGAUGUAUAGGAAGAUAAGCAAGGGUGAGUACAAAUGCCCUAAUUGGUUUCCAUCAGAAGUGCGUAGGUUCCUGUCAAAGAUACUUGAUCCAAACCCAGACACUAGGAUUAGCAUUUCCAAAAUUAUGGAAAAUCCUUGGUUUAGAAAAGGUUUGAACUGCAAUUACGUAAGAACCAAAGUGGAAAGCAAGGGAAAGGUUCCACUAAAUGCUGAUCCUGUUUCUGGUCCUUCUGGUAAUAACAUUGCUGCUACUAAGGCAAAACUGGAGUUGGCAAAGCCAGCUAAUUUGAAUGCCUUUGAUAUUAUCUCUCUCGCAACAGGGUUUGACUUGUCUGGUUUGUUUGUGGAAAAUGACCAAAAGGAGGAGGUGAGAUUCACAUCCACACAGCCUGCCUCAGCUAUCAUAUCCAAAAUUGAGGACAUUGCUGGGCAUCUGGGGCUGAAAGUAAAGAAGAAGGAGGGAGGAUUGUUGAAAUUGGAAGGAUCAAAUGAAGUUAUUAAUGAUCCAUUGUCCAUCGAUGUGGAAAUAUUUGAAAUCACACCAUCCUUUCAUCUGGUGGAAUUGAAAAGGUCUUGUGGUGAUACAUUUGAGUAUCAAAAGAUGUUGAAGCAGAAUAUAAGACCAGGUCUUGAGGAAGUUGUUUGGGCCUGGCAUGGUGAGACACGAAAUCAAGAGCAAGGAUGAUGACUACACCAGCUGCUAUCUUUCGAUAUGUUCUUAUCAGAAGUUGUCUGAUGUUUGUAUAGGUACUUCACCAUAAUUUGCAAUUUGUUUAAGCUGUGAUUCCUUGUGACAGUUAGUGUUUGUGAGUUUGUUAAGGUACGUGGCCCGAAGGAAUCUUCUUAUUGUUUCAGUUGUGAGCCUUCUUUGUUAUCUAAUAUCAAUUACCUGUAUUGUGG